Molecule: messenger RNA, 2142 nt
Organism: Entamoeba dispar SAW760
Lineage: Eukaryota; Evosea; Mastigamoebida; Endamoebidae
Exons: 2
Coding region: 1-2142 (713 amino acids)
Molecular function (GO): GTP binding; GTPase activity
Source: RefSeq, a predicted model, not a curated record
AUGGAGAAAAUAAAGAAAAAGCCACAAAGUGGAUCACUUGAGGAUUUAAUAAAAAAAAAGAAAGAAAAUAAAUCACAUGGACUAUUUUCUCUUUUAUUUGGAAGUCAUUCAAAACCAAGUUCACCAGUGAUUUGUCAUGUUAAAACAAAUGAGUUUCAUAGCCAACAAACAAUAACAAAAGUUAAAGGAGAAAGUUUACAUUAUCCAAAAGCGCAAACAAUCAGUACGAUUAAAUACGAAAAAGAAGUACAAAUUAUUGAAGAAACAACACAACUAACAAAAGAUCAUUUAAAAGAGCGAUAUUAUGAUUAUUUAAAGACAUUAAAUGAAGAAGAAAUACUCAAAUUAAUUCGUGAUUUUCCUAUGAGAUUAACAGAAAAAGAAAGAGGAUAUUUAGAUGUAUUAGAAGCGGCAUUAGGUGUUAGUGAAUAUACAAAUAAUGUUGACAUUGCUAAAUCUGAUUAUGAAUAUUAUGGAUAUUAUUGUGGAAAAAGAGAUAUUAGUGUUAAUGAAAUAAAAAAAGAAGAAUUAAUAAUAAAAGAACAUAAUGAAUUUAAAAAUACAUUAAUUGGAUUAUUAAUUACCAAUAAUUUAAAAGAAGGAUUAAAAAUAUUAAAAGAUAAAACAUUAAAAGAAGUAUUUAUGCAAGAUUGCUUUGAAGUUGGAAGAAGAUAUAAAACAGCAAAUCCAUCUAUGAUGAGAGAAACGUAUCAAAAAAUGAUGCACAUUUUACAAGAUGCUAUAAAUUAUAAUCCCAAAUUUAUUGGUAAAGAAUUUGUAAAGAAUAAAAAAUGGAAACCAAUUUAUACUGUUGAAAUGGGAAUGAAAGAAUGUAAUUUGAAUAUAAAUAGUAUUAUGAAAUGUAUUAAACUUAGAGAUGAAGGAUUAACAUUAGAAGAAAUUGAAAAACAAUAUGGAGAACAUGGCCUUCGUAUUAUAUACUCAAUUAGAGAUGGAAUUGAAGCAUCAGCAAAAACUUGUGGAGUUGUUUUUGGUAUGUUAAAACAAUUAGAACGAUUUAGAGAUCAAGAGAAUACGACUCUUUCAUUAGCAAUUUAUUUUGGAAAGGAUGGAUCAAGAUUAACACAAAGUCAUUCUGAACACUUUUUAUUUGUUCAACAAAGUCUAAGACUCUGGUGGAAUGUUAUGAGACAUAUGUCAUUGUUAUGGAUAAUGAAUGACAAAGACUUUUUAAGUGGAAGAAGUUAUAGUUUAGUUAAUACUGGACAAGGUUUACAAAGGCUGCAACAAUGCCCAAACGUUUCUUCUGCUAUUCAUCAAAUUCUUAGUCAAACACAAAAUACUAUGUGUGAAGGAAAAGGGUGGAGAGGAUUAAGUGUAGUUCAUUUAGGAGAUAGAGAUGUACCAAAUUGUUUAUUUUUUAUUGAUAAAUACUCACAAGUACCAUGGAUUCUUUCUCCAGUUCUUCGUACAACAAGACGUAUGUUUAGUCAUAAAGAAUUGAAACGAGUACCAACAUAUUUUGAAACUUACAGUUCAAGAAAUUGGGGACGAUGUAUUCUUCAACAUUUCUUUCAACAUGCAUUUGAUGGAAUGUUUAAAAUUAUUGUUAUUGGUGAUGCCAGUGUAGGAAAAACAUCUUUAGUUAAAAGAUAUGUUGAUAGAAAAUUUUAUAAAGAAUUAAAACCAACUAUUGGUGUUGAUAUAAAAAAUAAAACAAUAAACAUUAAUGGAGAAAAUAUAUGUCUUAGUUUUUUUGAUACUGCAGGUCAAGAAAAAUUUGCUGCUGUUACUGAUAGUUAUUUUAAAGGUGCAAAGGCAUGUAUCAUUGUGUAUGAUAUUACUAAAGCAGUUACAUUUAAUAGUGUUGAUAAAUGGUAUAAUAAACUAAGAAAUAUUGUUAGUGAUCCUAUUCCAGUUUUAAUUAUAGGGAAUAAAUUAGAUGUUGAGCAACAAAGGGAUAUUACUGCUGAUGUUGGGGCUUCUCUUGCUAGAAAACUAGGUGCUUUUUUUAUUGAAACUUCAUGUUUAAAUGGAUCUAAUGUUGACAAAGCAAUUAAAAUUAUUUCUAAUGAAAUUAGUAACAACAAAGUAGUUAAAAAUUUGAGUUUAGCUCAACCAACAAGUAUUCAUCUUGAAAAACCUGAUAUUGAACAACAAACAUCAAAACAGUGUUGCUAA